This is a messenger RNA of Leptosia nina, 4749 nucleotides long. NCBI's taxonomy places the organism in Eukaryota, Metazoa, Arthropoda, Insecta, Lepidoptera, Pieridae. The record is from the annotation of a GenBank genome assembly.
AUGCAUGAGUUUCUUGCAAACAUUGGAUUUAAGGUUAUGGAUCCAAUAAUAGAUGGUGAAUGGUUAGGAAGCAAAGGUGAUCAAUUAGAUGAUGUUCAAAAUGUUGGAAAUAUUACACGUAGUUGGGUUUGGAGGGAACGAGGAGUUAAUCCUCCAAAUUCUCCAAAUAACAAGACUGUACUGGAAAAUGUUGCUGAAGACAUUCUUGUACAAAAGCCUCUAAAAAUAAGAUGCUGUGAUCUACCAGGAUAUCCACGCUCCACAUUUCUUAUGGUGUUUAGUCCUGAUGGGACCAAAGUUGCAUCGACACAUGGAAAUCACAACGUGUAUGUCUCAGAGCUAGCAAGUGGGAAACAUGUAAGGAUACUAAAAGGUCAUCCUCGCACACCCUGGUGCAUAGCAUUCCAUCCAUCACACCCAGAACUUAUAGGAUCUGGUUGUCUUGGUGGCCAAGUUAGAGUUUGGGAUAUUUCAAGUGGAGGUAGUGAGGUAUGGAGUGUACAAAAGGAGACUGUGAUAGCAUCUAUAGCGUUCCAUCCACGUGAACAGCUCUUAGUAAUAGCUACAUCUAAUGAACUCUAUUUUUGGGAUUGGAGUCAUCCUGCACCAUUCACUAAAGUCUCGACUAGUAAUAUUAAUGAAAAAGUGAGAUAUGUGGCCUUUGAUUCUCUGGGAUAUAAAUUAAUAACUGGAAUAUCAUUGUGUACUUCACCUGGUGGUCACACAUCUAUUCUUCAACGUAACAGUAAUUCUAAUAUCCCUCAUGUUACCAUUAAUCAGAGAAGAGAUGAUCCAGAUCCAGAAAAUCCACCAAAUUCAGCAAAUAAUAGACCCCAGGAAUCUCCUGCUACACGAGAUGUCAUUGUAAACUCUUAUCAAAAUUUAGUGCAAAGAUAUGAUAGCCUUGUGAGAAACUAUCAGAGGUUAUUUAUGGUACGACAUAGGCUCACAACUACAACACCACCGCCCAGCACGACGGAUCGUGGUACAGACCCAAUGGAAACAGAUCCAUUGCCAGAAGGUAGUGCCCAAAAUCAUACUGUUCAAGCUUCAGGAUCAUCUAAUACUGACAAUGAUCCUGUUCCAGGAUCAUCAAAUAGACAAGACAACACAGAUGGUGACGGAUCUAGUAGUAGACUGCUCAAUCUUGAUGCACUAUCAUUUGGCAAUGACACGGGAGAACAGUCGAUGGGUAACACAAGCACUGUGCGUCCAGAAUCUUCUGUUUUUGGCUCCAGACCAUCUGCAUUCCAACCAUUAAGUGAUCAGACCCGACCUUCCCUGUGGUCAGGAGGAAACGAAUCAAUCCAACGUGCUAGACUUUUGCCUAAUCCAUUUUCUCCAACGAGACGUCCCUUCAUUACAACUGUAUUUUCAAAUGACGAUAAUUCGGGUUCUUCGCGAACGAACAUGUUUCCUGCAUACAGAACGGAAACAGUGCCACCCCCUGACGCGUUACAACAACUUACUUCUACGUUUAAUUUAGACAAUCUCUACCAUUCAGAAAAUGAAGCUUACUUAGCUUCAUUAUCUCCUAGCUAUAGACCCUGGAGUUUAGGAGACACUCCAGAGAGUUCAUCAACCACUCCUAAUACAACAACUACGAAUACGCCUUCUCCUAAUAAUUCACCCCUUGAUGCACAGACUAUAAAUGAAAGUUUAGAUCUAAUUCGCGAUAUUCUAAGAGAUUCUGGCACACGUUUAUUGAAUUUAAUUACUAACAUGUCCUUAUCGACGUUAAGUAGAGCGGAGAGAAGAAGAGAUAGCGCAUCCAGAGCACAUUCAGACGGUGAUGGGUCUAGUGACGGCACUUCACGAUCCCGUAGUACGAGAAAUCGGCCGAGAGUAUACAGUUCGGGCUUACUAAAUGCUUUGUUUCUGUCGUCGAGUUCCGAAUCUGAUAGUGAUAACCCCCCGGAGGUAAAUAUUUUUAGGACCAGAAAUUCAUCUUUCAGAGAGGAGAGCCCUCGAGAAAGUAAUCGACAAACGGAAACUGAAUCUCCUGGUAGAUCAGAGAAUCCUGCGGAUCGGUUAGUUUUCGAGUUAAACAAUGACUUACCGUUAGACGAAAGUAUUCUCGAACAAGGUGAUAGUGGCGUAUCCGUUAAUAGUAGACACUUAUUAGAUAGAUUCCGUGUUCGAACUCAAAGUACCACAAAUGAGAGUCCUGGUACGGCCAACAAUGACGAAACCAGAGAGCCUCCAAGUCAGAAUCCCCCCUUCGAUCCAAACAUGCCUUCUACUAGCAGGGAUAAUUUCUGGUCUGGUGGCAAUACAUUAUCUUCUGAAGAAGCAUUUAGAAAAGUAAGAGGAGGAGUUAACGCCUUACAAAAGCAUGCUCAACAGCUCACAAAUUUCUGGAUAAGAGGCCAGAGAAUAAGCAUGCGUGAUUUACGCAAUAUGUGGGAAAAUUUAAGAAGAAGAAUUAUGAUGCUACACAGAGAAACGGGACGGCAAGAUGUGCCCAGCUAUUACUCUAGAUCUCUUUUAGAAAGAUGUAUGAUGUUGACUGACAUGUCUGAUAAUGUGGCUCGUGGAUCAACUUCGAGUAGAACUAGGGGAACCCAAAGAGUCGAAGAUAGAAAUUCUGAGGCAAAUAGGGAAUCGCCUGCAGAAUCUGGGGCACCUGAAAACGAACAAAGUACUACAACAGAAAAUACGAAUAGACAAAGCAGAACUUCACAAACCAGGUCUUCUUCGGGAGGUCGGUAUUCACCAUUCGCUCGUCGUCGUACACAAACCAACCAAAGGAGCCGAUUUGAGGAGGAGAUUCGAAGGAGAGCCCGUAAUGCAGCUAUAAUUCGUCCAUCCCUCCAUCGGCCGUCGCAAAGAUUUAGUAGAUCUCGUAGAGAACUCGCGCGAGCGAUAGAGGUCAGUGCUACGAGACAUGAAAUAAGGAUGCGUGCCAUGCAAGUAUUGUCAGUAAUGUUCAACAUGAUGAUGAUGUGCUUAGAAGAACGUGGUUUAAGUCAACUUAUUAUAAGCAUGUUGCGGACAUUGAAAAAGGCAUUAGCUUUAACUUGUCUAAUGCUUAUGUCUAAUAGAAAUGUCGGAAGACCGAAUGGGAAUAGUAAUCAGUCACCGCAGCGCUCUGAAAGCCGUAAUGUCAACUUGUCAGAAAAUGAAGUAAAUCCCAGCCACGCUAAUACACCAGAAGCGGCGCCUUCAGCAUCAAGUGAGCCCGAAGAAGGGCGAAGUCGUGAAAACACGACGUCGUUUGGAGAAAAUUCCACAACUCCUGGAACAAGUGCUAACAACACACAAGAUGAUUCUUCAACGUCGACUCCUAGUACAGUAACUCAGAGAUGGAGCAAUCGCCUAGCAGUUCUUAUAGCAGCAGCAAAUAGAAAUACUUCUGCAACUGCGAGGCGUAGAAGAGAGCUGUAUAUGGAGGGCAGAAGGCUUAAAGCGUUACAUAGAACUAAUCCAAAUGCAAACCCACUAAUAAAAAAGAGAAUGCUUCCUCCCGUAUCAACCCAUAGAAUACCUACGUUGCGCUCUUUGCCUAGAAGGAGCAUUUUGAAAACACCUACAGCUAGACCUUCAAAUACUAAUGGCGACGCUGGUUCACCUUCUUUCAGGCUUCCAGGUGAAAACCAAAAUCAAGAACCGUCAAAUCUACCGCCCGAAGUUAUGAAUGAAUUUGAGCAUCGGAUUAAUCUUAUACGUAUCGCGCAUAUGCAGGCCGUGAGAUUGAGAAAUGCCGCUAGGACUAGAUACAGACGACUGCAAACUAUCCGAUUGUAUACUCCAUCCUCGGUGAGAGAAAUGUUUACCCUGCAUGAUGCAAAUAAUCAGAAUCAACAGACUGGUCGAUCAUCUACGUCAAGCAACUCCGAACAAAGCAAUCGUGCGUAUUUUGAAAGUAGGCCGUCUUUACUGAACAGAGAAAGCCUUAUUGCACGCCUACCUACAAUGCCGAAUACAGAUGCUUCGCAACACUAUUUGGCGGGUGGCCCACUCCUGCAAGUAAAUUACAACAAUCCUGAAGGAGGGCACGGGAAUCAGCAAAUGCGAAUGCCAAGAAUUCACGAAUAUUUGCAACCGAUCAUUUUGGCUCAGAAUGCAAUGGUCAUCGACGACGAUGGCAAUGGAGAGGGCGGUGGGCCAGGACCUGGUGGUGGGGAGGGAAUAGCCGUGAUUGGUGCUCGUCGUAUGGGCGGUAUGGCUGGUUUACUUGAUGCGGGUAUCAUAUCUGAGACGUACCCCGCACCUUCACACAGAGUCCAGGCUUGGGACUUCACGAAAGGCGCCACUCCUGAUAUAGCCGAUAGUUCCAAAAACGUUGUGGUCCAAAGAUGUAAAAUACACAACGACGCGAGUAUCGACAUUUCAAAAGACGGAAGGUUGCUGGUCGCGCUUUUGCCGAUGCCACGGCUGCGCAACACAAAUCAUUGGCUAGGUGUGUACUCGUUGGAGUGGUCCCGCUUAGGUCAAUGUUUGCAUACGGCGGUGCUAGAGCAGAAUGCGGUUUCAGUGGCAUUGUCCCCCACCGCACGUCAUCUAGCUGUGGGACUGGGUUCGCGACGUUUUACUUCGGUUCAUCACGCAAGGAGCAAUGUAUUCGCGCUGCUUUAUCGACUUGACCCACUAGAGAACUCAAGCCGCACUGGUUUAUCGCCCAUCAAAGAAUUGGAGCAGACGUGGGAGCACGGUUUCACUAGUCUCAACUGCUUACGUUGGGCUCCACAACCCGGACAGGGACUCGUCUACGCCAAUAACACGGGACAGCUCAUCAUUAUGAGUUAA